AUGCCAACAUAUCCGGGAUCCUGUUACUGCCGCAACAUAACCUAUGAUCUCUCCCUCGCCUCCCCCGAUGACGCCCGCACAUCGCUCUGCCAUUGCAGCAGUUGCAGGAAAGCAUUCGGCACCAACUACGGUCUAACGGCCAAGGUCCCCAAGGACUCCAUCACCCUCAAAUCCGGCAAACCGAAGGAGUUUGUCGGCGACAAUGGUUCGGGGUCGACCAUCCACCGGGAAUUUUGCGGAGACUGUGGAAGCUUCAUAUUGGAAUACGGCGAUGCCGUGAAAAAUGAUUUCCGUUAUAUCUGCGUGGGCACCUUGGAUGAUCCCGAGGUUUUGCCGCCCAAGGGGGAGUUCUUCUGUGAGAGCCGGUCGAGCUGGAUGCCGGAAAUUCCUAAUGUGUUUCACAAGAAGCAAAUCAAGGAGUAA
Messenger RNA from Aspergillus saccharolyticus JOP 1030-1, 423 nucleotides. RefSeq names its product GFA family protein. Gene Ontology annotation, molecular function: carbon-sulfur lyase activity. Lineage: Eukaryota; Fungi; Ascomycota; Eurotiomycetes; Eurotiales; Aspergillaceae. The coding region runs from base 1 to 423 and encodes 140 amino acids. The transcript is spliced from 4 exons. The record is from RefSeq and is a predicted model, not a curated record.